UCUAUCGUUUUGGACCGAAAAUCGCGAUCUCAGACAACACGAUUUUGGGAUCGUCAAAGCUGCGGUUUUUGCUUGGUGUAUAUUAAUAAUAAUAAUUUCGUCAAUAAUUUCACAUGAAUGCCCAAGGCUCUGUGUCAGCUACCGAUCAGAAAGCUGCAGGCUGCGCGUGACCAGAUCACGUGUUCGCCACCCAAGUCAGUGUGUAGCUUGUCAUUCAAUUUCAAGCAUACUUCCCCACUGACCAUACCGGGGAGAAUAUUGCCAUGGGGUUGAAGGAGUGCUUGGCCAACUGGGGUCUAAAAGAAGAGGCCCAGACGUGCAUAAUAACAGACAACGCUUCAAAUAUGGUCAAAGCAAUGGGACUUAACCAAUGGACCAGACUGCAGUGCUUCGGACACAGGCUGCAUCUUGCAAUUGGUAAGUACAAGAAUGUGUGUUUGUGCGAGUGUGUAUGUUUACAAGGUUACUACAAGUGUGAGAGUUCGUAUUAUCUGGGGACGAAGCGCCGAGAAGUUUGUUGUCAAGCUGUCGUUAGCUGACCAACUGUUAGCGCAAUGCUACUUUAACAUACUGUUUAUCCUAGGGAGAAAAAUGAACCCUUUCAUCGAAAAUGCUGUCAAAGAUGAGCAAAGAAUCAAACGGGCCACAGGACUUUGCAAGCAGCUGGUUGCGGUCUUCACUCACAGCUGGAAGAAGAAGGCGGCACUAAAACAGGCACAGCAAGACUUGAACCUACCUCAACAGUCACUGGUCACUGAAUGUCCGACACGAUGGGGCUCCCGGCAGAAAAUGAUUGGGAGGGUGUUGGAGCAGAGCAAGGCACUGUGCCAGGUUCUGUCUGAAGACAGGAAGACGCGGCACCUGGUCCUCACUUGGCAAGACACAGAUGUCCUUGAAUCUGUAAACAAUGCCCUCGGUCCUCUUCAGGAGUUCACAGACGCCCUCUCAGGUGAGGACUACGUAAGCGUGUCAUACCUGAAGCCAGUGCUCCAUCUCCUCAGAACAGCAACGCUUGCUGAAACUGACCAGGACACGAAUCUCACCAAGGAGAUCAAAUCAAGAGCUCUCCACUACAUUGAAGAGAAAUACAGCGACCCAGUGACACAGGAGCUCUUGGACAUCACAUCCUUCCUUGAUCCAAGAUUCAAGAAGAGCUACAUAAGUGAAGAGAAUGUCCCAUACAUCAAAGACAGAGUGAAGAUGGAAAUGGAACAGGUGGCACAAAAGGAGCAGAGGGCUUGUGUCACAACCCAUCCCAUGCCCCUGAGUGCAGAAGAAGAACCACCAUCCACCUCUACAAAGCGAAAGCGGUCACUGGGCAGCUUUUUCAAGACCAAGGCGGUCCCUGCUUCCUCUACUGUGCAGUUGGAGGAUACCAUUAAAGCAGAACUGGACAACUACCUCAUAACUCCUACCAUUGAUGGAGAGCAAGAUCCACUGGCCUGGUGGAGAGUGCACAAUGUCAACUUCCCAUGGCUUAGCAAGUUGGCUCGUAAGUACCUUUGCAUACCAGCAAUGAGUGCACCAUCAGAGAGACUGUUCAGUGCCAGUGGCAAUAUUGUCACAUGUCAGCGUGCAAGUCUGAAGCCAGCAAAGGUUGACAUGUUGGUUUUCUUGGCCAAAAAUCUCUGAAGGGAUGAAGGGGAAGAUUUAUUGAUUUUUGUUGUUGUUCUUCUGCACCUUACCCUGACAUGUCUUUGUUCCAUUAAAAAAGGUGUUCACUCUUUUUUACUUAUCUUUUGUUUACAGACUAGAUGUUAAAUAAUGUAACCAGUUGGACAUCUUUUGUUGAUGAGGAAAAUGUAUUUUUUUUAUUAUUAUUAUUAUUUAGUUUUACUACCUUUACAUUUCACUUCCUCUUGCCACUUUAUUUGAAGCAGCACAGGUUUCUGGAUACACGGGUUGAAUAUCUGUAACUGCUGCUGAUGUUGAGGUUCAUAAGCUAGCUCCUUUGAGCCAUUUUGCACUACUUUUAAGGUAAGACUUCUUUUUUUGCUCCACUUUGUUGUUACACUGAAACUUGUUUAAAUAAAAAAAAUCGUGGAGAAAUCGAAAUCGCAAUCUCUGCCAGAAAAAUC
Molecule: messenger RNA, 2078 nt
Organism: Eleginops maclovinus (Patagonian blennie)
Lineage: Eukaryota; Metazoa; Chordata; Actinopteri; Perciformes; Eleginopidae
Product: E3 SUMO-protein ligase ZBED1-like
Exons: 3
Coding region: 430-1632 (400 amino acids)
Molecular function (GO): protein dimerization activity
Source: RefSeq, a predicted model, not a curated record